Triticum turgidum subsp. durum (durum wheat) is the source of this 1521-nucleotide messenger RNA. The record is from the annotation of a GenBank genome assembly. Lineage: Eukaryota; Viridiplantae; Streptophyta; Magnoliopsida; Poales; Poaceae.
AUGUCGAGGUGCUUCCCCUACCCGCCGCCGGGCUACGUGCGAAACCCAGUGGCCGUGCCCCCCGUUCCCGUGGCGGAGACGACCGCUAAGCUCCAGAAAGAAAGGGAAAGGGCCGAAAAGAAGAAAGAGAAAAGGAAUGACAAGAAAGCUUCCCAUCAGGGUGGUGGUGAGACAAAACAUUCAAAACGUAGCCAUAAGAAGAGAAAGCAUGAAGAUACCAGCAUAGCCGGCCUGGAGUCCAAAACUGCACCCAAAGAACUAUUUGAUCAGUUGGAGAAGAGUGGACUCUCAGAAGAGUAUGGGGCCCCUUCUUUCAUUCAGACAGUACAUGGAUCACCAGAGAGCUCUCAGGACAGCAGUAAGCGAAGAAAGGUGGUGCUCCCAGGCCCUAGUCAAAAUAAGAAUGGGACGGUACUUCGCAUUAAGAUAAAAAGAGAUCAGGAUUCACCGUCAGCCAUGUUGGAUGGUUCUAGGGUUCUUCCGCAACAACCUGUCCAACAAAUGGCUACACCUUCAUCCUUGUUGAGUAAGCAGAAUGCAGUUCAACCUCGCAGGGAUGUUAUGGUAAAGUCAGCUGCCGGUUUCCAGCAAAGCAUCAAGAGGGAUACCCAAUCUGUGCCAAAACAAAUGGAUGUAAAACCCCCUGCAAUGAUCUUGCAAAGAGUUCCUUCCAUGACAAAUAUUGCUCCAAAGGUGGAUCCCCCAACCACAGCGAAGAUCACACCAAAGAUAGAUGCCCCAACCUCAGCAAAGAUCAUGCAAAAGAUAGAUUCCUGGGUGCCCGUUAAUGCUACACCUUCAUCUGCCAAGGUGAAAGGAAGUGCUGAUCCUUUGCCUACGCAGCUGACACGACGAGUUGUUCCUCCACCUGCUAAGGUGGCACAGAGAGUCGACAUUCCUCCUGCCAAGGCGGCACAGAGAGUCGACAUUCCUCCUGCCAAGGUUAUUGACAUUCCUCCUGCAAAGGCGCUGCAAAAGGUUGAUCCUCUGGUGCCAUCCAAGGUGCUCCGAAGAGAUGCUCCUCCACAGAGUUUGCCUGUGUUGCCGAAGGAAACAAUAAAAGUUGCUUCUUCCCACCAGCCAGACAGGCAGCUGCAGCCCGUUCUGCACAAACCGAAGGUGCCUGUAGUCUCUCCCCUCAUCAAACAGCAGCAGUCAAGCACCUUGGCGAAAGAAGAGCCUUGUUCCUCUGGCAGGAAGACUGAAAAAAUACCAGAGGUUAAGCAGUCAAAGUCUGAUCGUAAGAAGAGCCGCAAGGCUGAGAAGGAAGAGAAGAAAGAGAGGAAAUUCCGAGAUCUUUUUGUUACCUGGAAUCCACCUUCCUUGGAGGUUGAGGAGACCGGGAAUCUCGGCGACCAGGAUUGGUUGCUCGGCGGUGCAAAGAAACCUGAUGCCAGCAACAGCAGCUGCAAGGCAAGUGAUGGUUUGGCGCCCAUGGAGGUGGAGUUUUCAUGGCAACCAAGGGCUAUUCAUCUGCCUGACCUUCAUAUGUAUCAGUUGCCAUAUGUUGUUCCCUUUUAG